Stomoxys calcitrans (stable fly) is the source of this 1854-nucleotide messenger RNA. RefSeq names its product translocation protein SEC62 (gene Trp1). The coding region runs from base 161 to 1453 and encodes 430 amino acids. The transcript is spliced from 4 exons. The record is from RefSeq and is a predicted model, not a curated record. Gene Ontology annotation, biological process: post-translational protein targeting to membrane, translocation. Gene Ontology annotation, cellular component: endoplasmic reticulum; endoplasmic reticulum membrane. Lineage: Eukaryota; Metazoa; Arthropoda; Insecta; Diptera; Muscidae.
UUCAAACAUUACCAACCGCUCAGUAGUUCCAUAUUACGUUUCAGUAUUUUAACAUUGAUUUGAGCCACAGAGCAGACUUCGCGAUCAUUUUGUUUAUUUCGUUUUUUUUGAGAAUUUUUAUAGUUUAAAACGUUAAGAAAAAAUAGUUUAAUAACACAAUAUGUCUACAGAGGAUUUAUUAGAGGAUGAUGGAUACAAUGUGGUGCCCGAGGAUGAACCGGAAUACACUGGCCCUGGAGAAAAUCAAGAAUUGGAAAAACCUUCCAAAGAUGAGCUUAAAGUCGCCAAAUGGAUGAAAAAGAAUGUUAAGACCAAGAAAACUAAAUUCUUAAGUCACAAUGUGGAAUAUUUCACUUCAAACAAAGCCAUCGAUGCUUUAAUGAAAUCCAAAUUUGUCGAAGGCUCUUCGCCGCUCUUUACCACAAGAGAACAGGCGGUGGAUUUUCUUGACAUCAUGCUGGAGCACAAAUUUUUCCAUCGAGCAAAAAAAGUGCCCAUUAGCAUAGAGGAAUUGCGUACGACCACAAAAGCGACAACGAAAGAAGAGGGCAAAAAGGAAGGCUCAGCAGAUAAAUCGCCUUCUACUUCAGCUGCUGCUGCUGCAAAGAAAGAUGAGAAACGUGAACUUGAAUCUAAUGAAGCUGGCGAACAGAGUGCCAAUAAUGGUGCUGGCAGUGAUGAGAAUGGUGGACAAUCGGCUUCCGGUGAAAAGAAAGAGAAAAAGAAACGCAAAAUUCGUUUGGAUAUGCAUCCCGAGCAGGUGUUCGUUGAUGGCUCCGAGGCCUAUGUGUGGAUAUUUGAUCCCAUACCCAUACACUAUUGGAUAUAUGGUUUAGUCUUGCUGCUGGGAGCCAUUGGCAUAUGCAUGUUCCCCCUUUGGCCUCCCAUGUUGCGUAAGGGAGUGUAUUAUCUGUCAUUGGCCGCUGCGGGUUUCUUAGUUUUCAUAUUGGCUUUGACGGUAUUGCGUAUGAUCAUAUUCACCAUUGUGUGGGCGGUGACUGGAGCCAAAUUGCAUUUCUGGAUAUUCCCCAAUUUGACCGAGGAUGUGGGCUUCUUUGCUUCAUUUUGUCCUUUAUAUGAGAGCAAAUAUGUCAGUGGCGAAGAUGAUGAUGAUAAGAAAUCCAAAAAAUCCAAAUCCAAAUCUAAAAAAUCCAAAGAAAAAGACAGCGAUUUGGAGGAUAAUGACAAUGAGGAUGUACCCGCCGACACUGAACCUUUGGAGCCGGAAAAGAUUGAGGAAAUCAAAGAGCAUGAUGCCGAUGUUUUGCUAAGGCAUCGCAAGGUGGCCGGCUCUGCCAACGAAGAGGAAGAAUCCCACAGUGGCAGCAGCAGUGCCAAUGAGGCAGCCCAAGAUUCCGAAUCAGCUAAAUGUUCACAAAAUCACUCUGAAUCGGAAUCGGAUGGCAAAGACUAUGAAAUAAUCAGUUCAAGUGAAGUGCAAAAUGUGAAAUGAAACCAACAUCAAACAGCAACAGGCGAAAAUAGCAAUUUUACAACCAUAUGACACGAAUACCAACAUUCACAUCCACUCUAAGAACCAAAUGCUCUGCUAAUGGAAAUCAAUGGAACAGCCAAUUUAACAGCCAAGCAGCAGCAGCAGCACAACCCAGAAGCAAAUCAUAAAAAUUAGUAAAAAAAUUUUUAGAGGAAAUAAAACAAAAGCUUAAAUAACAACUACCAACUCAGACCAUAUAUACACACAUAUUUGCGUACAUACCAACAUAUGUAAACAUAUACACAGACAGACAGACAGACACACAUGCAAUUUCGUUCGCAUAUAUAAAUGUCCAUUGUAAAUUAUAUUUGGCUUAAAAAUAGAAAAACAAAAACAAAAUAUAAGCUCUGGCAUAGACA